This is a messenger RNA of Tuber aestivum (summer truffle), 1044 nucleotides long. NCBI's taxonomy places the organism in Eukaryota, Fungi, Ascomycota, Pezizomycetes, Pezizales, Tuberaceae. The record is from the annotation of a GenBank genome assembly.
AUGCCGCGAAAAUCAGAUGCCCAUUCUGAGAAGGAUGCUCCGGCGAACAAUAAUAAUAAUAACAACAAUGGUUCUGCUGCCAGCGGGAAAGAUAAAGAGAAGGAGAAGGAUAAUGGUAUUUCUAUCGACGCAAGUUCCCCCUCCUCCUUCCCCACCAACACCUGGUUAUCACUGCGUAGGAGUUGGAAGACGGGCAAUUGACGAGAGGGGUACUACAGGACCACACGCUUCCCAAAUCAAUUGUAACCCGCCUGGCAAAGGGAGUCCUCCCACAAAACACUAACGUCCAGAAAGAUGCGAUCCUGGCGUUAUCAAAGGGUGGAACGGUGUUCAUUAACUACCUCUGUGCAGCGUAUGAUCCUCCUCCUCCCCCUCACCCCCAUUCCACAUUCUCUGACAGGAACCUAACGGAAUCAUGAAAGUGCAAACGACCAAGCAAAACAACGCGGCCGAAAAACCAUCAAUCCCAAGGACGUCCUCGAAGCAAUGGAGCAACUGGAAUUCGGCGAGUUCGUGCCGAGACUAGAGGCAGAGUUAGCCAGUCAGUCCAGACCAACCCCCCCUCCCCACCCUCGCUACUCGGCUAAUGCAAUUGAUAAAACAGAAUUCAACCAACUAGCCGAAGAAAAGCGCGCGAGCACAAAAAAGUCUAAAGACAAAGACAGGCCCGUCGCUACCACUGAAGCCAAAGACCAUGAGGAGGCCCGGGACUCACCGCCUGCCGCUAAAAAGAUGCGUGUUGGGAAUGUAAAGGGUGGGGCUGCCCCGCCACCGGUGGAGGUACAUGCUACGGCGGACGAGGAUAUGGAGGAGGAGGAACAGGGGGAGGAGGGGGAGGAGGAAGGCGAUGAGGAGGAAGAAGAAGAAGAAGAAGAGGAGGAGGAGGAGGAGGAAGAAGAAGAAGAAGCAGAGGAUGGAGAUGCUACAGAGACCGAGGGUGAAGAUGAUGGGGAUGAGAUAGAGGGUGGAAGUGCGGUGGUAGCGGACGAAGAGGAGGAAGAAGAUGAUGAGGCACUUGAUAAUGGGGAUAGCGAUAGCGAUUGA